This is a messenger RNA of Symbiodinium necroappetens, 5531 nucleotides long. The record is from the annotation of a GenBank genome assembly. NCBI's taxonomy places the organism in Eukaryota, Dinophyceae, Suessiales, Symbiodiniaceae.
GCCGGCCCAAUGCCUUUUUCUGGAGCGCCCAGAAACCUGGAAGAGCAGUCGAACGGGCCGCAGACGACAGAGCCGUUUCAAGGAUGCAUGCUGACUUCCCUGGCUCGGCUUGCCCCGGCCACAGGCGUCCUCCGGUCUUUGCAGUGAUGCAGGCGGCAGGGGUCUCAAAGGAGGCACCUCUGAAUGAUGUUGAGGCGAAGGGGAUCUUCAGAGGGGCCCCUGUCAUAAUCAAGGGUCUGCAGAAGAAGCCUGAGUAUAACGGCAAGAAAGGCCUGGUCACGGGAGGGCCGUAUGACAAUGGCCGCUUUGAGGUCACCAUUCAGACCGGGAGCAACAGCGGCUACUCUGAUGCCAAGGUGCUGUCCUUGGGACCUUCCAAUUUCCAGCUGGACUUGGAUGCUUUACAGGAGUAUGUCGUGCAGAAGCGAAUAGAGAAGGCCCGCCGCGAUCCUCCGCUAGAGGAUUUGGCAGCUCUCUGGACGAAAGGUAAAGGCUUAUCUGCCAGAAGUCUUGCAUGGACGAGGGGCAAGGAGUCUGCCAGUGUCUCGGUAAAGUCAGAUGCGCCAGAAGACAAUUCUAUACCGAAGGAGGACCUUCAGUUGGAUGGGAGCGUUGAGCAAGGAUGGUCAGGCUGGUUGGUGGCUGCCUUGGGUGUUGUAGGUGUGCUUUUCCCUUUGACAUACUGCAUCAUUCCACACCUUCGCAAGCUGCUUUGCAAAUCGGGAUGCUUGGAUCAGUCGUAUCAUGUCGUACCAGACUCGGAGAUGAUUGGGCAUGCCUCAAUCCAUUCUGAUGUGCCGGAGACGACAAGCUUGCCGCAGCCAGCAGCUACCGAAUAUUUCUUCAUCGGGGAAGAGGCAGCCAAUGCGACGAUAGCAACGGCCCAGACGGAGUCAGAGCCAGAAGCUGAGUUGUACCCCGAGGAGUCCGAAGUCACCGAAGAGUCUGGUUGGUCCACACGACCUCGCAGCGACGGUGCAUCAUCGGAGGCACAAGAGGACCGGCAGGAGCGACCCCAAGAACGGCUUAGGUCUCCUCGCGAGCUUGGAGUGUCCUUCCAAGCUGCAUCGGAGCCCAUUCUUCCCGUGCCUUGCAUCGUGGCAAAACCGUCGGAGCCUGUGACCAGCGGCAGGUCGAGUUCCCUGAUGAUGCUGUACGCCUCCCCACUCUGCCGAAUUGACGCCACCCGUGGAGCUACCCCACUGCCAGCUCUCGAUUUCGAACAAGAGUGGAGGAACCUAGUGACAGCUUCGGUGGAAUCGCCCAACGGACCCUCGUUGACAGCUCGCCCGCUGACAGCAGCAAGCCUUCAACGCAGCCUAUCGCACGGAAUUGCAACUCGAAAAGACACCAACAUCCUUCACCUAUCUGCACACGGUACCCCACAGGGCUUGGUCCUUGAAGAUGGAAAGGGGACCGCUCACCUCCUCAGCUGCGAGCUCGUGAAGGAGAUGCUGUCGCUGCGCGCGGGGACAGCUCCCUUCCAGCUGGUAGUUCUCAACGCCUGUCAAUCCCAAGCAGUUGGCAAUGUCUUCGCUGACUCCGGUAUUCCGCAUGUGGUCUGUUCAGAGGACAAUAUCAUGGAUUCCUGGGUGAAGAUCUUCAUGCGUAUGUUCUACACAGCAAUCUUUUGUGGCAGCACAGUAGCCGCGGCCUUCGACGGUGCCGUCACUUCUCUACGAUGCCAGCCUGGCAUUCCGCAGGAGGCAAGCCGCAGCUUCUGCCUGCUUCCGCGAACCGGAGACCACGACAAAGUCAUUUGUCCCACGAGGGUGGCCGCACGAAAGCCUCAGACCAGGUUGCUGAGCACGCCGUUCGAGCAGUUCUUGCCCGAACUUCCGGAAGACUUCACUGGGAGGACAUUGGAUGUUUGGUCCAUCCUCCAGCACCUGGACAAGCGUCGCUUUGUCACAGUUUGCAAUCGGCAUGCUGUACCAGGAAUAGGCAAAUCUGCGGUUCUCGAUGCUGUUCAUCGAGCAUCUGCUUUGCACAUGCAGAUGCGAUGCGUCAAAGUUCGAGUGGGUUCAGAAGUGGAGGAUUGCAUGUCCUGGAUCUACAGUAUUCGCUCAGCCGUCCAGCUAGCAUUGGCUGAGGAGGACUGGCUUAGCUCGACCCGGAAGGGCGGCAGUUGCCAGUCGAGGUUGACCUCUGCUUCAGUGACCCGUCCUCGCAAGUGUUUGCCCCGGAGGCAGGCGAGGAAGACGCAGCUGGAGUCCGAAGCGCCGACGUGGUCCAAUGAGGAGUUGCUCCAGACCUUGCUGCACGAGCUGAGCCUGCUUGCAUCGAAAUGGCAAAGGCGAAACACGGCCAGCGUGCAGACGGGGAGCACAAGCCGAGGAUCCAAGGUGCAGGCAGUGUCUGCCGGAGAUGCGAGCGGGCUCGGAAUACUGCUCCUGAUCCACGGCUGCGGGACUAUCUUGGAGAGGUGCCCGGACAUGUUGAACAUUCUCUCUGAGAUCCUGCGCCAUUGUCCGAACCUUCGGAUAGUUGUGAGUUCUCAGUAUCGACUGCUGGGGUCAGGAUGCAGCCAGUUCAAGGUUGUGCACUACGAGCUUGAGGGCUUAAAGCCCGCGGAUGCGGCACGGUUGUUUCUUCGUCGUGCCCAGCGACCUCUGAGAUGGAAAGAGGUGCUUGCUGGAACGGAUGCAGAGCGCGAACUUUCUUCAGUGACAGACGAUGCUCAUGUCGUUCUGAACAAGGAUAGUGAAAAAGAGGUCCUGGAAUUAAUAGCGUCGCAUCCGGCUGUGGCGCGCUUGAAAGGCGCCCCUCAAGCACUUAUCGAGCUGGCUUGCCACAUGGGGCAUCGCACGCUGAUCGAUUUUGCAGCAGAAGGCCAGGCCAAGCCAAGCCACGUCUAUGAUCAUGAAAUGUGGGUCAUGACAUUGCGGCCUGAUGCUCGCAACGGUGAGUGUGCAAGCUCCGCUGUACCGGAUUUGGGGCAAGGUGAAGUGCUGCUUCGGGUAGACAAGUUUGCAUUUAGCCACAUGGCGUUGGGAUACCUGAUGAAAGGCUUCACACGAACUUUUGGUGCGUAUCACAACUUCUACAAAUGCCAAGAGGAGAAUCUGUACCGCUCUGCCUGCUGGGGCUUCAUGACAGUGAUGGAGUCCACUCACCCGAAGGAUUCGCAAGGGAAGGUUUGCCGCUUCGUGACAUGGCCCCUGUGGGCCGUUGCUGAUUCCGUGUUCCUUGCUACCGAUGGCGGCGGACAAAGAGGCUGGGAGGGCAUUGCUGCCAAGACUGUGGGAACGGCUGGCACCUUCUUCAAGGGACUGCAAGGCAACACUUCGCACAGAGGAGCUAUACAGGCCACUAUGCCGAUGCAGCUGGAAGCAGUUCUGGCGAAGCGGGAGAAAGCCGAGAAGGAGCACAAACCUGCCCGGCCACCAAACGUGCUUGUUGACGGAGUGUAUGUCAGAGGGUCCGCGGAUCCCAAGCAGAAGCCGGUGCUUCGACAUGUGAUCGUGAAGGAUCUCAACAAGGUCGCGGCGCAGCUCAAGUACGAGGUUCCAACGACGGGUCUUUUCGAGAGGAAGCCACCCAUGGGCUUGUACUGCGUGUUCGACGGCCUCUCCAGAGCCGGAGUUGGAGUUGCUGGACCUGCGUCCGCUGAGUUCUGCGCACUGAACUUCCACAUAGCGCUUCUGAACUCGCUAUCGGAGUUGAGGGCUGGCACGCCAUCUGCGGCGUCUGUUCAGACUGCGGUGGCAAAAAGCUUGGAAACUCUGGAUCAAGAGCUCCUGAUAAGGAACCCGGAGAUUGCCGACGGAUGUGGUGCUGCAGUGGCACUGCUCGUGGGGGAUCAUCUCUUUGUCGCCUUCAUGGGGCGCUGUACAGCGGUGCUGUGUGAGGUCACUGAUGACGGCAAACGGGUGGCAGUGAGGCUUGGGAAAGGAGCCAGAGCCGGUGGUGUGGGAGGAGCUGUGGUGACAUCUUCUCCAGAUGUGCAGACGGUGUACUUGGGGAGCCCCGAACGACAUCCGUUUCUGGUGUUGUCAUCUUCGGCGAUUCCCUUGAAAGCUGCAGAACUACUUGCUCUCGCAGAGGACUUUUCGGUGCAGCCGCGGGCCUUUUGCGGGGAGGUUGCCUCGCGUGCCUCAGAAUUGGCGAAGUCGCCAUGCACGGCAGUGCAGGUGAACUUCCUGCCGGAGCCCUCCCUGCAGGCUGAGGGACAGCCCCCAGCCAAAAAGGCGAAGGUUGGCCCCGGGCCUUCAGGAGUGGCCUCUGAGCUCAUAUUAGUCAAAGCCACGCAGAGUAUGCGGCUCAGGCAUAUCCUGGUGAAGUUCCAUGAAGGCACCAAGCCGGCCGAGGAUCCCAAGGCCCCUUGGGCCUCCCGGACGAGGGCAGAGGCGGAGCGCCUCCUUCGCGGCGCAAUUUCGGAAAUACGGCAGGAUCGGAAGUCCUGGACAAAGACACCUAAAGAUGUGACGGAGCUCAUAUCAUUGAGCUCCAAGAAGUUCAUAGAGCUUUGCCGAAAGCUCUCCGACUGUGAAACUGCGCAGAAGGGGGCUCUGGCUUGUGGUGACCUCGGCUGGGUCGCUCCAGAGGCUCGGGCUGCCAUGAGCGAGCACUUCAAGGAGGUGUGCGACAUCCUGCAGCCCGGUCAGUGGAGUGACAUCGUAGCCUCACACCAAGGUUUGCACUUGGUGCAGCGAGUGGCUGUUGGAACGAGGCUCUACGGCCUCGUGCCGCCGGCAAGGUACCAGGUGCAGCCCGUCGGUGGCACGAUCCCAGCGGGAAAGAAAGGAGAGCCUGCGAUGGUGGAACUUGCCAUGGAGGAGAUACCCUUCAACCUGCGGCGCUUCCAGGAAAUGGAGGUUGCUGAAGGCCUAGAGCCCCACCUGGAGGACUGGAUCGUGGCGACCAAGGAAAUCUACACUAUGGCGUAUUAUAUGGACGAGCAGCUCUUGGUGGAUACUGGGAUGAUCAGCUGCGUGCUGAUCUCCUGCGCCUCUGCGAAGACCGCACUCGCUUUGGCCUUCUGUCUUCGGAUGAGAGACAUGAGGUAUGUCUUCGGGCUGACUUCCAAGGAGCAUCUCGAGUUUACGCGAUCCACGGAUCUCUACCACGAGGUCUUUACAUACGAGGAUGUGGAUUCACUUCCAAACACUCACACCGUGGUGUACAUGGACUUCAAGUGCGACGGCGAGCUCCGCCAACAAAUUACACUCAGGAUGGGAACGAAUCUGAUGUACAACAUGGUGAUCGGUCCAGCUGUCUUCCAGAAGAAGAUGAAGGAUCAAGUCUUUGAGAAGCGUGCGCGGGAAGUUCUCUUCGACGAAUCUUCCUGGCGCGAGAGACGCCGCAUGGUGGCCGAGGUCACGAAGACUGGACGGAAUGAGAAACUCAAGCACUCCUACCAGGCCUUUAUUGACCGCAUGAAGAAGCUCAUUGCAGUCAAGCAUGUCAAUAGUGUGGAUGGAUUCGCGGCUAUGUAUGACAGCCUGUACAGCAAUGCCGCUUCUCCCUCGGACGUGCACGUCUGCUGCUUCCAUGAAGAUGCGGUGGUUGACGAGAUUUGGAAGGAAUAG